This is a messenger RNA of Nicotiana attenuata, 1847 nucleotides long. Its product is annotated as stomatal closure-related actin-binding protein 1. The record is from RefSeq and is a predicted model, not a curated record. Gene Ontology annotation, biological process: regulation of stomatal movement; actin filament organization. The coding region runs from base 102 to 1583 and encodes 493 amino acids. Gene Ontology annotation, molecular function: actin binding. Lineage: Eukaryota; Viridiplantae; Streptophyta; Magnoliopsida; Solanales; Solanaceae. The transcript has 13 exons.
CAUGUUUGUAAUUUGGAAUAUUUUUCUAGCUAUAGAACAAUUUUUCUUACUAUUUUUGGAAUCCUAUGUUAGUUAAAAGUUGACUUGGAUAAUUUGGAGGAAUGACAAGGGUUACUCGUGAUUUUGGCGAUACGAUGCAAAGGGAUGCUGUUCCUCCUGUAUCAGCAGAUGUGAUCUUCCCUUCUAGCCGCUUUCCACAUUACAAAAUAGGAGCUAACAAUCAGAUUGUGGAGGUGAAGGAGGAUUCUACGGCACUUACAAUGAAAGAGGUGGUUGCUCGAGAAACUGCCCAGUUAUUAGAGCAGCAAAAACGACUCUCUGUUCGCGAUCUAGCCAGUAAAUUUGAAAAGGGUCUUGCUGCUGCCGCCAAGUUGUCUGAUGAGGCAAGACUCAAAGAUGCAGCUUCACUGGAGAAGCAUGUGCUGCUAAAGAAGCUCAGAGAUGCACUUGAAGAUUUGAGAGGACGUGUGGCGGGGAAAAACAAGGAUGAUGUGGAGGAAGCUAUUGCAAUGGUUGAAGCUUUAGCAGUACAAUUAAGUCAGAGGGAAGGAGAACUGAUUCAGGAAAAGACCGAAGUGAAAAAGCUUGCUACUUUUCUGAAGCAGGCUUCUGAAGAUGCUAAGAAACUUGUUGAGGAAGAAAGAGCUUAUGCAAGGGCUGAAAUUGAGAAUGCAAGAGCAGCUGUUCAGAGAGUGGAAGAGGCUCUUCAGGAGUAUGAACGAAUGUCCGGGACCUCAGGAAAGCAGGACAUGGAAGAAUUGAUGAAGGAAGUUCAAGAGGCAAGGCGAAUCAAAAUGCUACAUCAGCCUAGUAAGGUCAUGGACAUGGAGCAUGAGCUUCAAGCAUUACGAGUGCAGCUUGCAGAGAAAUCCAAGUAUUCAGUGCAGCUUCAGAAAGAGUUGGCAAGGAAGAUGGGUGAGGAAACUGUAUCACAGUUAUAUGAAUUAGAUGGCACGGAAGCCCUGGGUUCGUUUUUGCAAAUACAGCCCUGUUCUCUGGCUGCUCCAGAACUUUCAGAAUGUUCAAUUCAGUGGUUUCGCUUGGCUUGUGAAGGCGGAAAAAAAGAACCUAUUUCAGGGGCCACCAAACCUGUUUAUGCUCCAGAACCAUUUGACGUUGGACGAGUUUUGCAAGCCGAGAUAACAUAUGGAGACCAGACAACAUCGGUGACAACUGCUAGUGCUAUUGAUCCAGCUGCAGGCUUGGGGAACUAUGUUGAAGCUCUGGUGCGGAGGCAUGACAUUGAAUUCAAUGUAGUUGUCGUCCAGAUGAACGGAACAGAUCAUACAUCAGAGAGUAUCCAUGUACUCCACAUUGGAAGGAUGAGAAUGAAACUUCAUAAAGGGAAGACAAGUGUAGCAAAAGAAUACUAUUCCGCUUCAAUGCAGUUAUGUGGAGUCAGAGGUGGUGGAAAUGCUGCAGCUCAGGCAGCAUUUUGGCAAGUAAAGACAGGACUUUCUUUCGUAUUAGCGUUUGAAACGGAAAGAGAAAGAAAUGCAGCCAUUAUGCUGGCCCGAAGGUUUGCCUAUGACUGCAAUAUCAUGCUAGCUGGACCGGAUGAUAGAGCAGCUCUUGGAUCUUAAGAAACUAUAAUUUUUCGCGGGAGAAGUUGUAAUUAUACUGACUCUGAUGUAUCUAUAGGUUUUGUAGUAGUGAAUAUCCUAUAGUCUUGAUUGUUGUGUGGCUUUUUUUUCACCACCUUCUAUUCUCUUCUUUAUCUCUAUCUUGAUAGCAAGGCAUUGUUUUUUUUUUUUUUUACUUGCCUCCAUUUGAUUGUAAUGAUUCUUUGGUCCUGGUUUCUUUGUUUUGACAAGUGAUUAUAAUUGAGCUUCUCACUACUUUGCCUA